Drosophila persimilis is the source of this 1424-nucleotide messenger RNA. RefSeq lists its product as uncharacterized. The record is from RefSeq and is a predicted model, not a curated record. The transcript has 2 exons. NCBI's taxonomy places the organism in Eukaryota, Metazoa, Arthropoda, Insecta, Diptera, Drosophilidae. The coding region runs from base 70 to 1326 and encodes 418 amino acids.
CUGCGACUGUGUCUCUGUCGUAUAUAAAAUAGAGGGGCCCCAGCUCAGAGCUUUUCAAACGAUCACAAAAUGUGCAGCAUUGAGUAUGAUGCGGAAGUGGCCGCUCCGCCCAAGCAUCUGGAUGUGGCCUUCUUUGAGGAGGUUCUGGAGACGGCCCUGCGGACGGCCAGGGGGGUCCAGCUGCUGAGCAUCCACAUUCGCAUGGGCAGCAGCACCGGCGAGAACUACUGCAGUCAGAUCUAUCGGACAAAGGUGGUGUACCGGCUGCCCGGCCAGGCGGACCAGCACAUGAUGUUCAUUGUGAAGAGCAUACCGCGCGUGGAGUCGGUGGAGUUCAUUGAGGAUCUGCAGGUGUACUUGAAGGAGAAGGUCACGUAUCACGAUGUGCUGCCCCGCCUGGAGCUGCUUAUGAAAUGCAAGCGGCGCUUCGGACCCAAACUCUUUCAGUGCCUUAAGCAGCCGGAGAACACGCUGGUGUUUGAGGAUCUCGGCCAUUCCGGCUUUGUGAUGGCCUCCCGCGAAUCGGGCCUAAAUGAGGAGCACUGCCGCUUGGUUAUGGAACGUCUGGCCGAGUUCCAUGCCACCUCCAUGGCCCUGGCCGUCCUGGAUCCGCAUAUCUUUGAGGCCUAUAGCGAUGGCAUGCUGUCCCCCAACGGCCUGGCCAAGGACGAUGGCAUGCUGAUGCGCUUCUUUGCGGACAACGGAGAAGAGCUGCACACCGUGGUGAGCUCCUGGCCUGGCUACGAGCGCAUUGCCGAAAAGAUUGGCAAGUACAUGAAGAACCAACGGUCAAAUCUGGUGCGCGCCCAGGCGCUGCAGGCCAAGGAGAUCAGGGUGCUCAACCACGGCGACCUGUGGGUCAACAACCUGCUUUUCAAAUACGACAACGCCAAACGACCCCAGGACCUGAUUUUCAUUGACUUCCAGCUGAGCGUCUGGGGCAGCCCGGGCAUCGAUCUGAACUACUUCUUCUACACCAGCCUCAGCCUGGAAGUGCUGCGGCACAAUCGGCCCAUGCUGCUGCGCACCUACCACACGCGCCUCUCAGAGACGCUGCUGAACCUAGACCUGGGCAUCCCGGUGCCCAGCUACGAGCAAAUACUGGAAGAGGUACACCGUCGCGAGUGCUACGGGUUCUUUGCCAGCUAUGGCAUAUUCCCCACCGUCAGCCAGGACAAGUCCCAAACAGCCGACAACAAUCUGGAGAACUUCACGGACGCAAACUUCGCCAAACAGAAGGUCAGACAAAUGUUCGAGUCCAAGCGUCUGCGGGAGACUUUGCGCUACACUUUGCCGCAUUUCGAGCGGGCUGGGGUCUUAGAUUAAACUAAUUCUAGCACUUACUUGUUACAAAAUACGUUUAGACGAUUGUGCUUAUCUUAAAUUGUACUUGAAACACCUUAAAUAUCACUUUUUGCACUUCA